GAUAAAAACUGAUACAGAAGAAGUGUCUAAUAUUGAUUUAUAAACAAUCUUCGUCUGAACCAAUAUAAGAUACUCAAGUAAAGUCCAUUACAUUGUACUGCGCUUCUACCACGAUUGACGCUCGAUUUGGACCUGUGGAUAAAACAUGAACAGUUUGAUUGUCUUGGCAUUACUUGGCCUUGCAGCCAGGGUUUACAGCAAGGAAUGCUUUGUUGGGAAAGUAUUUGCAACAGAGGAUAUGACAUCCGGGACAUGUACAAAGACUUGCUCAGAAGCUAGUGGUAACUCACAUAGGGCUGGAUGUAGCAAGAUAAAGAACUGCAAUAAGCAUUUCACCGGUUGGACAAGAGGUUGGGUCAGAUGUGACAUCUGCCAGUGUGAUUGCUACAAAAACUGUGGUAGUCAUGAAAAAUGUCGCAUUGCAUCUGGUAACACUGUGAGACGUGUCUAUAUUGAACCUGACCUGAACAGAGGAUCUUGCACAAAGACCUGCGGAGAAGUACCAAAUCAUAGAAACAAAUUUGGUUGCGCGGAAAUAAAGAACUGUCAAACAAAGCAAAAUGGUUGGAUUAGAGGGUUCGUCUCCUGUGAUAUCUGUGAAUGUGACUGUGUUCUACCUACUCUUGAUCCAUUCGAUCUAGAGCCUGGUGUACUGUAUCCAGGACGAUGUGUCCCAAAAUAGCUUGUGACACGAUAAGACAGCCAUGCAAAAGAUGUACUGUGACGUGGAACAGUAACAAUAUAUCAAACAUCAUUCAACGAUACUAACGAGACAAUAUGCUAGUAUCGUUGAGAACAAUGAUCACAUUUUAUCAAUUUGACUUAAUUUGUAAUAUUAUUAGCUUAUGAUAAUCAAACAGUAUCUAAAUAAAGUACCUUAAUUGAUAUUGGUGUUAACACAUCUCUAGGGGGUGAAU
Messenger RNA from Owenia fusiformis, 917 nucleotides. The record is from the annotation of a GenBank genome assembly. NCBI's taxonomy places the organism in Eukaryota, Metazoa, Annelida, Polychaeta, Sabellida, Oweniidae.